CUGGCGGUAAUGGUGGGACGGAACGUGCGGCCAGCGCCAAUCGCCAACUGGUUCUCGAGAGGCUGGAUGAACGCUGCAGCGCAUCAUGACUUUGCGGUACAGGAACAUGAUCCUGCCGAGGCGUCUAAAGCUCUCCGCAAGGGCCCUACGGCUGAAGGUGCCCCGGAAUGUCCAUCCGCCACCCAAAUGCCUCCCAAGAGGAGAACAAGGGCCGGAGAGGCUUCGCGCUCAGGUUUUGCUGGGAUCCGCCGCCGUAUCAACGACUAGCCACGCGCACUACGUGGAUCACCGUAUCAGCAUCGAUAGGAGCGGGCACGUGCAAACCAACGGACAUUUCGCACCGUCAACUUCUGAUGGCCCUGAGCUUCUAGCGACACCUUUUGGUCAGCGCAGCGUGACGUCAUCGACAGCCGCCUGUAUAAAAGAACCGCUCUGCUGCUUGAACUUCAGUGGGCACGGUGGACCCGGCACUGCAACGAUGCUGACCAGGCACCUGCUCUUCGUUAUGCAGUGGUAACUAUCGGAGGUCCGUGACACACCUACAUUCGUCCGAAACAGGAGUCGUGAGCCGAUGCUUGCGGGACAUGCCUUGCGGAACGUCGUAAGAAUUACA
Molecule: messenger RNA, 613 nt
Organism: Dermacentor albipictus
Lineage: Eukaryota; Metazoa; Arthropoda; Arachnida; Ixodida; Ixodidae
Source: RefSeq, a predicted model, not a curated record